This is a messenger RNA of Homalodisca vitripennis (glassy-winged sharpshooter), 996 nucleotides long. RefSeq lists its product as uncharacterized. The transcript has 6 exons. The coding region runs from base 213 to 875 and encodes 220 amino acids. NCBI's taxonomy places the organism in Eukaryota, Metazoa, Arthropoda, Insecta, Hemiptera, Cicadellidae. Gene Ontology annotation, molecular function: protein binding. The record is from RefSeq and is a predicted model, not a curated record.
UUUUGUUUAUAAUUUCGUAUUGGUGGUUAGGAUCGAACUUUUUCUAUACUGUAACUGUCUAUACUUUCUAAAUUUGUGAAGUAAUAAAUUUGAGCUAAUUAUUGUGUUAUUAAUGUUAUAUUUUUAGUUACAAUUCAAUCAUUUUAAUUCAACUUCAUCUUAUUAUUUUAAUUUUCAGGAACCGGUAUGUUUGGAUUGUUAUCUCUGUAAGAAUGGCUACUGUGGAGAGCCCCCUGAAUGGAAAUAAACUUUUAAGUGACAGUGAAUUGAAUUCAGAAGAAAAUGAAGAGAACAUUACUGAACUUCAAGAAGAUUGGGGUGAAGAAUACAAUGAUGUGGUGACAUUCCUUUGCGGUCUACACCUAAACCAGUAUGUGGAGACUUUUGUUGAUCAGGGCAUAAACCUGGAUAUUUUUUUGAACCUGAGUGAAGAUGAUUUAUGUCACAUCGGGAUGACAGAUUCAAAACAUCGGGCAUCAUUGCUGCAAGGAAUUUCACAACUGAAGCAGAACAAACGUAAGAUGUCAGACACGGUACAGCUGUCAGAUCUCAGUUCAGAAGAGGUGAAUGCCAUGAUGGGAAACACGUUUAAACAUUUGACAGUGAUACAUGCGUCACUCGCUCACAUGCGGCUCAACUUGCGUAAUCCCUGCGUACACAACUCGCUGAUCAACCUGAAACUGACGUCAGCUGGGCUGCUGGAGAUAUUAUCUGCUGAGGCGGACAUCCAAGCGCAACUCGUCAUGAACCAAGCAAACGCUCUGCUCGCCAAGAAACCUGGAACAGUGGACAGAUCUUCCACUACUAGAUGGAAAUUUAAACUGACAGUGUUAUCAGGCAUUGGCAUUAUUGUGUGGUUUGUUGUUUUACGCUAAAAAAGCAUUGUAAUUUAAAUAAGUACUGAUGUAAGAUCCCAAAUUGUGAUAUUUUCUGUAAGUUUUUUACGUUGAAUAUAUUUGUAACAUAUUUGAAAGAAUAAAAAAUGUAUAAGUAAUU